AUGACUGACGCUACCAAAGGACCCGUCUCGAUAACUUCACAAACACGGCUCUGUUGGGAAGCGUUCGAUAUAGCAGCGAUUGCUUCCAUAUUGGAUGCUGCACAUCUCAAGUCCACCCGAGAACGAUUCGAUAAAUGGUGUCGGGAAAGUGGUAGUCACCUUGGGGGGCUUCAGUCACUAGACGAGCGUCUACGAGAUGCUCCAAAGCCGAAGAUUUUGGUCAUUGAGUGCCUCGAGGGUGUCUUGGAGACCCUCACAAAAAAUGCUCAGCCGACAACCGAGGCCUCGUCCCAAGACGAAAAGAGCAGGCCCAUGGAAGACAUUGUGCUGGAAAGAUUCUUGUCUAGCAUUGUGUCGGAGAACCCACUAAGCCAUGCCAAUGUGAUGAUCGACGUUCUCUUCCGACUUAAUGUCUUGAUCCGAUCAGACCUGUCUGCAGACCGGUACCAAAGGGCUCAAAUCACCGCGUUCCCCGAUGGCGACGAGAAGCUCUUCUUGAACCUGGAUGAAAAGCAGCUCUGGGAGCUCUUCCCGGCACUGACACAGGAGCUCAUGCAACGGCUUCUGUCUGCAAGUAUACGGCGUCGACGUAUACUCCAGUAUACGCAUGACUGCCGGGAAAAUCUCAAGUUGGAUCGAGAGCAACUUCCGUUGGCAGAAGGGAAAGCCCCCCAGAGACCUGUCACAGAAGCAAUUUCAUCACCAAAAGACGUGGCUUCGGACUCACUUAUCAGCCCUCAAUUAUCGCUCUCCAAUUCUGCUUGGCUAGCCGACAUGGAAAAUGCCAGUGAAACCAGCUCAAUCAGCUCGUUCUCCCGGUCCCUAAAAUACAGGAUCCCGUCCUUUCCCGAGGAGGCUGAUGAUCCAGUCCGAGAUCUGCGCACUUGUAUCGCAUGUUAUCUGCUGUUGCCCUUGCGCAAUCAAAAGCAGUGGGAAACUCAUAUCCUCAGAGACCUUCGGCCCCUGAAAGAUUUUGAGACGCACCUAGCGGAAGCCCAUCCCAACGCCACCAAGUCACUGCCCCCUCAGACACUAGUACGUAGACGAGAAAUAUCAGCAGAGACGGAAAUCACAUGUGCCUUCUGCUCCGAAAAGAUUAAGUCUCGCAAGGAGAUCGAAAGUCACAUCGGCCGACAUCAGAAGCAGAUAGCUCUCAUGGCUCUGUCCAGCAUGCGGGUUAUCCAUCUAAAGUCCCAAGAUGACGAAUCCGACGCUGAGUCCAUGGAUGUCCAGCAUCACACGCCAGACUUUCCACAUGAAGAACAGAUUGGUCAGCAACCAGAUCCAUUAUCGCGGACGAAUACCUUGGAUCAAUAUGAAUCUACAAGCCCGUCACUAACCUCAGGGUCUGAAUCUGAAGCUUCAGGUCGGGCGAUCUCGCAUUCAAAUGCCGCAUAUCCCUCGGAAUCAUCAACAAGCACUAAACCACGGACCUGGCUCUCCAUGCCCAAUUUUGACUACCCUUACGACCCACGAGACGAAUUCUGUCUCGGCCAGGUUCUGAAAAGAAAUAAUGUUACACAUGGGUGUCUGAGCAUCAGUGACAUACUUCCUAUCAGAGAGAGCCUCGAGCAAAUCUCCGGUGAGGGGACCUGGCAAAUGAACUCGAACAAGGGCAGAAAGGCGUCUAUUUUCACCUGGUCUCUUCACAGUUUACUUGACGCCGGCACGGCUUCUCCCACCUCGGUUGGGUUUGAUCAUGGCCCUGUGGCUCCAAUCGUUAGUCAUCAUGCGGAGCUCAUUAACCUGUCACUUUAUACUCACACUGAACAUGUCUACAAUGCCUUUCAACGCCUUCUGGAAACGAUCGAACAGGUAAAAUCGAAUCACAUACGAUGCAGCGGCAAGGUUAGCAAGAUCAUGGACCAGUUCGGUCACCAGCUUAGAGCAGAGUUCCUGAUCUUCAAGAAUAUAUUGUCAGAAAUGACUGACGCUUGCUUUGAAGUGGGUGAGGAUGGCUGGCGUGUAGUGGAAGAAGCAACGUUCAAACGCUGUGGUUCCUACUAUGGAACAUACGUCGACUCUCUCAGCCACAUGAAAAUUGAACUUGCAGACAUCUUUGGAAACUUGGGGCUCAGAUAUUACGAAGAAAUUCCUGGGUCACAUGGCAACGAUACUUCAGAUACUCAUUGGAAAAUUCACAUUCGAGAACUAUUGGCGAGCACAGACCGAUGGACUGCAUUCUUGUCAGCCCUAAUCACCAUCACCGGGGCUGCGGGAGGCGCCUUGCAACUUCAUAUUUCGAACAUCAAAGAUGCGAACGAGCGGCUCAUGGCGGUCAAGAGAGAGGCCCGAAAAGAGCCAUCACAGAAGGCUUUUCAAUGCCUAGAUGAUCUUCGGGACGAUGCGAAGACAGCUGCUGAGGUUCUCGGUGAUGAGAACGGAUUCUUUUGUCAAUGUAACCCGCCACACAGAGUAUUUAUUCGCCUAACCGAUUGCUUUGAUCUGGACAACAGUGAGCCUCCUUCACAGCCCCGAGACCGCGUUUGCAACCUGGUAGUGCAUAACCCAUCACCUCUGGACGCUGCAUCAUGGAAAUGGGCCAGAAUCGAUGCCGAAGUGCGGGGGAGAUCUGGCAAUGCCGCACCAACCCUGCCGGUUGGCUCUUCCAAUCACUCGCACGCAGAGAAGACCAAAUCCGCCUUGAACAAGCAGGGUCACGAGUCUCAGUUUACAGUCCUUCUGACUGAUAUCUUCCAUAAGAAGUCAACCAAGUCAAAGGAAACGAAAGGAAAAGAAGGAUCAUCUUCAAUGAUACUGUCAACAGUCCCAAAAAUGGGACUUUGUGCUUUCAUCCACCACCACAGAAACUUAGAAAAGAGGUCUAACUCGCAGCCUCGGAUAUCUGAUAUUGUACUCUCUCGCCAUAAAUCAGAACUGGGCUUGCAAAUCCAGGAUGACGAGACUCAAACUGCAAGAUUAUGGGCAAAUCCCACAUCAAUUCGAAGUCAAUUCAAAAGUAUCGAUCAUUCGGGCCUGUCGACUGAGGACAAACUACAGCUGGCGUUUUCGGUCGGACUCAGUCUUUUCUAUCUUCACUCCACUCCAUGGCUUCAGAAAUCAUGGAACAGUGACGACGUGUAUCUACCCAAGCAAGAUAAUGGAGUUACAUGCAUCGAGCCUUGGCUAGCAAAACGAACCAGAACACGUCGAUCCUCGACGGACAGUUACGCAACCGACUCACAUGGGGCUGCAAUAUCUCCCAUCAUAACCCGAUUCGGAAGAUUCUUGAUCGAGCUUUGUUACGGCGCACCCUGGGACCAGAUACGCAAUGUUUUUCUGCCAGAUGUGGAGCCUUCUUUGACUUGGGAAGCAGACCUCUCCAUAUUUCUAAAUAUCUUUUCCCGGGAAGAAGAUCCUAGAGUAGCAACAGCAGACAAGCCAUGCUAUCACGAGGACAAGUGGUUCGACGAAUACGCCCAGGCCAUGGCUAUUGCGGCGACCGUGAGUCCCUCGCGGCCAGAGCAACCACAAAACAGAAUACGUAUCGCAGUCUUGGACACUGGCGUCGAUGUGACACAUGACCUGUUGAAAGGUCCCUGGAGAAGAGGUCAGAUCAUCUAUCAAGACUUCGUUAAGCCUGAUGCAAAAUUACCUCAAGACGAACAUGGCCACGGGACGCAUGUCACAUCGAUAGUACUCAAGGUCGCUGAGAAUGUGGAUGUUUACGUGGGUCGCAUUUCACCUGACGGUGAAAAGUUCAAUAGCAGCCAGGUUGAAAAGGCCAUAGAAUGGGCAGUCCAGGAAAAAAAGGCCCACAUCAUCUCCAUGUCCUUCGGUUUCCCUAACGUGGAUCAGAGCCUGGAGCCUAUUCGCCGCGCCAUACUCAAAGCUCAUGCACAAGACGUCCUGUUCUUUGCCGCGACCGGAAAUAAGGGUAAGGGACAUCCGAUCUCAUUCCCAGCCUGUAUGGACGAGGUUAUCUCGGUGGGCUCGACCGACGGCAACAACCAAACGAGCGACUUUGUGCCAAGCCUGGGGCCCGGGAAGCGCCUCUGCACCAUCGGUGAGGCGAUCAACGCUGCCUGGAUUGGCAAGGGGAGAAGAUCACAUGGAACUAUGGUUAGGAAGGCUGGGACUUCGUACGCUACCCCAGUCGCUGCCGGGGUGGCUGCUAUGGUAAUGGAUUUCGUCUGCUCGGAGCAGCACCGGAGAACCAGAGGGGGCUCGGCCACGGAGAGGUACGAGUACCAGAUGCUGAAGACCAAGCGCGGGAUGCUGGCUGUGCUGGCUCAUAUGAUGGAGCGUGACGAGAGAGAUGCCAUCGAACGACUUACGCCGUGGAAAUUAUUUAACAAGAGCCGGGCAGAGCCUCUUAGUGAUGAGCCCAGAUGUGGAAUCUUGGACGAGAUUAUUGUGACUUUGCGCUUGGUUUACACCGGAGCAUAG
Messenger RNA from Diaporthe amygdali, 4389 nucleotides. RefSeq names its product Subtilisin-like protein. Gene Ontology annotation, biological process: proteolysis. The transcript is spliced from 7 exons. The record is from RefSeq and is a predicted model, not a curated record. Bases 1 to 4389 code for a protein of 1462 amino acids. Gene Ontology annotation, molecular function: serine-type endopeptidase activity. Lineage: Eukaryota; Fungi; Ascomycota; Sordariomycetes; Diaporthales; Diaporthaceae.